AUGUUUUUUUCUUUUAAUAUAGUGCUCUACUUCGCCUUCAAAUGUAAAAUCUCAAUCGAGAUACACUACUCAUUUAGCAUCAACAAUUUUGCAUAUGCUCCCUUUACUGAGACGCCCCUAUUCUGUGGCACUUUGUUACAACACAAACAGGGGCAUAUUUUGGUUAUCCCGAAAUAUUGUGGGGAAAGGCUGCACGAUAUUCCAGACAAUUAUCUGGCCGAUUUGCUACCAGUUGCCAAGCGCGUGGCCGUUGCGUCUGGGGUGACUGACUACAACAUUUUACAGAAUAAUGGCGCGAUUGCCCAUCAAGUUGUCAAACAUGUUCAUGUUCACAUGAUCCCGAAACCAAAUGACACCGAAG
Messenger RNA from Sphaeroforma arctica JP610, 361 nucleotides. RefSeq lists its product as hypothetical. Gene Ontology annotation, biological process: nucleotide metabolic process. The transcript has a single exon. The record is from RefSeq and is a predicted model, not a curated record. The annotation marks the transcript as partial. Gene Ontology annotation, molecular function: catalytic activity. NCBI's taxonomy places the organism in Eukaryota, Ichthyosporea, Ichthyophonida.